This is a messenger RNA of Electrophorus electricus (electric eel), 3757 nucleotides long. RefSeq names its product PDZ domain containing ring finger 4 (gene pdzrn4). The record is from RefSeq and is a predicted model, not a curated record. NCBI's taxonomy places the organism in Eukaryota, Metazoa, Chordata, Actinopteri, Gymnotiformes, Gymnotidae. Gene Ontology annotation, molecular function: protein binding.
CAGAAGACAAGAGAGAAGCAGAGGCUGAAUCGGUCAACGAAACACGCUGAACUGCUGUCACGCCCGCUCAAACACGCACCAGCGCGCACACUUUUUGAAAGCCAGUGAAAAAAAAUACCUUGAGAUUUUGGUCCGGUUUGUUUUUAUUUCACAUGUGAGCGGACGAGCGGGAGGAGCGAUCCCCCGAUGAGAGACGCUGCUCAGAAGUUGUGGGAGCUCCCUGGUGUGCGUGCGUGUGCGUGGAGCGCUAGCGGACGCCCGUGGGGUAGUCCCACCGCCUCUCCCUCUCGGACAGGAUGGGCUGCAACCUGUGCACGCUACAAAAGAGAGAGGAGCACUACAAACUGCUGUACGAGAUCGCCCAGGUAAAUGGGCGUGACUUUUCUAAGGCUGGCCAUGAGGCAGCUGUCGAGGCGAUACGGAAGGACCCCGUGGUCGUCCAGGUGUUGCGGCGGGGUCCCGCAGCUACCGGCAACGUGCAGGAUGGGAGUAUGGUGGAUGUGUGCACGCAGACGGACAUCACCUUCGAACACAUCAUGGCUCUGGCCAAACUGAGGCCAGCCACCCCACCUGUGCCUGACAUCUGCCCUUUCCUGCUCUCAGACAGCUGCCCCUCCAUCCAGACAAUGGAACACGAGUACUUUGAAUGUCCGGAGUAUUUGUCCAACCCCCGGGCGGAGAUCGAAAGGACAGAUGAUUUUGAGUAUGAGGAGGUUGAGUUGUGUCGUCUGAAUAGCCAGGAGAAGUUGGGCCUUACACUUUGCUACAGGACCGAUGAUGAAGAGGACACAGCUAUCUAUGUCAGUCAGGUUGGCCCCCUCAGCAUAGCUGCCAGAGAUGGACGCAUCAGAGAGGGAGAUCGAAUUUUGCAGAUAAAUGGCCACGAUGUGCAGGACAGGAACGAGGCUGUGGCGAUACUCUGUAACGAAGACACCAGGAAUGUUGUACUGCUCGUGACCAGGCCAGGAGCGCAGAUGGAUGAAGGCUGGUUGGAUGAGGAACAGCAUGACUAUCUGGAGGAGCUAAAGAUGGAGAUCCUGGAAGAGCAGAGAAAAGAGGAGAUCUUUCAGAUGGCCAACUGUAAUAAGCAAUCCAAGAUGCCGGAGGAGGACGAUGCAGCCACAGAUACAGCCACCUGUUCCUCCAGCCUGCAGGAUAAAGACAGCGGGGUGGGCCGAGGGGGCGAGGAGAGUGCCGAGCCACACGCCCAAAUAAGGACUCAAAAGCACACACGGCACCGGUGGGAGGCGGAGCCUCAUUCUAUUCCCACGGAAACCUCAGGCCUGGUCAAUCAAGUGGCAGGCCAGGAGGGUGGGCGGAGCCAGGCAGGUGUGGAGAGAGACCGCUUUCGGCAACUGCUGGAGCUGAAGUGUCAGAUCCGGAACGGGCGCGAGUGUGGCCUGGUGUACCGCCGCAGCAGCACCAUCGCGUGCAGCGUGACGGAGCAGGCGGGUGGCGGCGUGGGCAUGGAGCGCGAGCUGCGCAUGCUGAACGAGGAGCUGCGCAGCAUCGAGCGCGAGUGCCAGAGCCUCAUGCAGACGCACCGGCUGCGCAGGGCCGUGCGAGGCCCCGGACGGCCGGGCCAGGAAGGUCGCGUGUGUGGGGCCAAGCUGGCCGACAUCACCGAGCAGCCAGAGAGGGCAGCAGCGAGUGAGAAAUCCAAGGACAAGGACAGCUCGAGUGCAUACAACACGGCAGAGAGCUCGCGCUCCACGCCGCUGGGCACUGAGGGCUCACCAGAGCACUCGCUUCAGCGGCAUGCCAGCCAGGCCCAUCAGAGGAGUUUGCGUGGUGUCCACACCCAGGGUGCUUCACGGAGUAGCACCCUAACCACACAUGAUUCCUGCACUCACAGUAAGACCUUACCCACCCAUGGUAAGGUCACCCCAGUCCCACAAACACCCAUCACCAGCCCAGGCUCGCAGGGUCCAGGCCAGGCCCUGUCCAGCAGCCUGGAACAGAGCCCCAGCAACCCAUCUGAGUCUGACCCCGCCCUCCCAGCUGACGACGAACGCUGCGAGCGGGCACGGAGGCGGAACCGGCCGGCCGCCCCACCCCACCACCCAAAUUCUGCCCCUGGCCCUGCCCACGCCACUCGCCACUACCAGAGCUAUGUGCAACUGCUGCAACAGCAGCAACAGCAGCAACAGCAGCGCUCGUCCUCCUCCCUGGAGUGCUCGCCGAGUCAGCUGAGCCUGUUGGGCCUGCGUGGGCGGCCCUCACCGCCGCCCCUGGCUCCGCCCCCUUCCGCUGCCGCAGCCGCUCGUCUGGAGUGGAAGGUGAAGGUUCGUGCCGCCGCCCGCCGGCCUGCUCGCGACCGCAUCCUGCGCGAACGUGCCCUGCGCAUCCGUGAGGAGCGCAGUGGCGGCAUGACCACGGACGACGAUGCGGCCAGCGAGCUAAAGAUGGGCCGCUACUGGAGCAAGGAGGAGCGCAAGCAGCAGCUGGCCCGCGCUCGCGAGCAGCGCCGCCGCCGCGAGUUCAUGCAGCGCUGCCGUCUGGAGUGGCUGCGGCAGGCAGCUGGCGCCGAGGUCAGCGUGCUGGAGCUCAGCCACAGGAAGAUGCUGAAGAAGCGCAGCCGCAAAAUCCUGGACAACUGGAUGACCAUCCAGGAGCUGGUGAGUCACGGUGCCAGGGCGCCCGACGGCACAAAAGUGCACAACGCCUUCCUGUCCGUCACAACCGUGUAGGUGCCUUGGGGCCCCAGCAAGGCUCGCUCUGAGCCCACGAUCUUUUGCACUGACCUCCUGGGACAUGGACAUGACAGUUUUAUAUUGUGCAAAUUGAGCUAUUUUUCACGUUUUGUAAAUUUGGAAUGACUCCUUGUGGAGAUGUUUCGCUCAACGUGGACGUUGUUUUGAGUGAGACAUAACAGUGAUUGAAUGUUUAAGCUUUUUUAUCUAUUAACUGAAGGUAUUUGACCACUGCAGACUUUUUCUACAUUUGCAUAAGACUGAUGGGGCUUCUAAAACAACCGUGUAGUGUUUGACAUUCUGAUGUCACUGCCCUUUACAAUAAUUUUAUUAGUUUUCAAUCAUUUUUAACAGUCUGUGUUUUUCAGAGUACUUUUUUCAGAGAAUUUUUCAUUAUGCAUUUAUGCAGCUUUUUACUGUUUUUGUCUGCUCUCAAAUGUACUGUAAAUAUUCAUUUUCCUUCAUAUUCUGAGAUAAAUGUUUUAUUUGAACCCAAAAGGUUUACAAUACAAUGGUCAAAAGCUGUCUGAUGCAGUAUUGAUGACACCAUUGACAUGCAGUAUUCAUGGCCAUUUCUCAUUGUUUACUAUACAGCAUAUUCUGUCAAAUUUCCACUCAUAUAUCAUUUCACCUCUGAUGCCAAACAAGGUGAUUAGCUGUAUUGGAGUCUGAUGGUAUGGGGUGUCUCUGAAGGUUUUUAGCAGUCCUGAACUUCCUCAGUGUUGUUGUGCCUAAGAAUAUGGUGCUUUCUGCUCUCUGCAAUGACUCGUUUUUCUUCUCCACAUUGUGGUGAACAACUGUGCAUUUAUGCUCACUUCUCGAUCCUCUACCCUUCACCAGUGCAUCACCAGUGUAGCUGACCAUGUUGUAGCCUGGUCAAAGUGUUCUAGGUGUGCUACUCAGAGAAAAAAUAAAUAAAUUAUUGGUAUAAAACUCAAAGCAGUUUACAUUCCAUUUUCUUUACUGACUGACUGCAAGUGUGGCGAACCAAAUCAUCAAAAUAUCUCUUGACUGACUGCUUGAACGAACUGAGCUGGAGCAUCGAAGCGACUCACAGGAGCAGA